Messenger RNA from Brachypodium distachyon (stiff brome), 1269 nucleotides. RefSeq lists its product as uncharacterized. Bases 206 to 865 code for a protein of 219 amino acids. The transcript has a single exon. NCBI's taxonomy places the organism in Eukaryota, Viridiplantae, Streptophyta, Magnoliopsida, Poales, Poaceae. The record is from RefSeq and is a predicted model, not a curated record.
AGCAAAACACGGCAGAUCUAAAAUUUGUUGAGCUAACAGCUAUCAGGAAAUCGCCAUCAGGAAAGCGGGCUGCCGAGAUUACGCUUUGCACUUGACCGGCUAAAGAGAAGAGUACUGUAGAAUUUUUCGAGGCGGCCUCCGAAGCUGUCUGUACUCUAGCCGCCACAGCGCCGUCGCAGCGUAGCGACCCUCUUCCCACGCUCCGAUGGCGAUCUCCCACCUGGCCCGCCGCCUCCUGAGCCCCACGAGCACCGCCGCCAAGCUCUUCCCCGAGAUGAGCUUCCCGAAGCCACACGCCCAUGCGCGCAACCCUCUCCUACUACUCCACCCGCAUCGCCGCUUCUCCACGACCCCGGACUCCAGCUCCAAACCCGAAGCCGCAUCUGCCACCGCCAACGCCGACACAGCCGCUUCCCUGGAGUCGAUGCGGCACCAGGAGAUCGAGGGCCCCACGGUGGAGCGCGACAUGUCGCCGCUCGCCGACGAGGUGCGGGGGGAGCUCGACGCGCUCCGCCGCGCCGUGCAGCGUCUCAGCGCCUCCCUCGCGCUCCUCGGCGGGGCACACCUCGCGGCGGGAGCGUGGAUCGCCUCAGGGGCCGCGCCCGUCGGGGUCGAGUCGGCCGCGGCGGUGCAGGGCGUGGCCGCGUUCGCGUUCCCCUUCACGGCCGCCCUGGUGCUGCGCCGUGUCAUCAAGCCCGUCGCCUUCUUCCAGAAGAUGGAGGCCAAUGGGAGGCUGCAGGUGCUCACGCUUUGCCUCCAGGCCACGAAGAAUGUUAACCUGAUGCUGCUCCGGACGCGGGUGGUCGCCAUCUCUUGCGCUCUCGGAGUGUCUGUCGGGUCGGUAGCUGCGAUCUUGAUGCGGUAAGCUUAAGCUCCGCUCUCCUCAGGAAAGAUAAUCAGUCACAGUAUGUGAAGGUAUUCGGGGAAUAAGAAUGAACUGGAGAUGUGGGAUUAGACUUCGGAACUCUGAAUUUUUUGUGGUUUUGGAUGUUGAAGUGUACUUAAUUUGGUAUAUGUAUUAUGUGCACGGGAUCGACAGAGUCUUAAAAGUGAUCAUUUCAAAUGUUGCUACUACAAGUAUGUUCAUCUUCUCUUAGACCAAGUCAUCAAACCAAUUGCAGAAUUCUUAUGUUCAGUAGUUUUUCGUUGAGCUAGCUCCAUUCCUCAGUCGAUAACUUGUUUCUCACCUUGGUGAUCAGACCUGUAUUUUAAAUCCCACUUGCUUAUUAUGUUACUCUUAUAUUGCUGAACUGAAUUUUGGAACCUUCA